AGUAUCAAUUCAAUACGAACGUUUUCAAACUUUGUCUUAAAAUUAAAUUCCAUUGUGAAAGAAAAUUUGUUGGGAAAAUGAAACAGUUUUUGAUUUUAGCUGCCGUUUUGUGCGUCGUUUUAUGUGAAGACAUUGCUAAAAAACCAAACAUGAGGGGCAACAAGAAAUUCUUGCAACUCUGUGCAAAUAAGUCGGGUCUCUCUAAAAAUGACCUCAAAACAUUGAAAGAAAAAGCAAUGUAUACACUAUUGACGGCUGGAGAACAAAAGUUCAUUUGUUGCAUUGCUGAUCCUUUGAUCUACGAUGGCAAGCUCGUAAUGGAACGAUUGGAAAAAAUCACGGCCAAAAAAGUGAAAGAUGUACCAGUCGAUUUGGGAAUGAUCAAAAAUGAAUGUGAAAAGGCGGGUACUAAAUCAGAUGACCUCACAACCUGUCCCAAAAUAGCCACAUUUGCUCAGUGUAUUUUCGUUCAGAUCCGUAAUCUGGUAAAAGAACACAAACAGGGUACGAGCGCAAGUGCCAACAUUACAGGCAACACAGACGCUGUUGCCAAUGCGAAUACUAACAAAGAAAUCGUUCCCGAUACAAAAGUUGACGUGGACGCCGUUCCCACUGCAAAUGUUGAUAAGGAUGCUGUUGCUAACACCAGUGCUAAUAAGGAAGCCAUUCCUGAUACAAUUAAAAACACGGACGCUAAUGCCAAUGCCAAUGCCGAUGCUAGUUCCAUUUCCAAUGCUAACAAAGCUGAUGCUAGCAAAUCCGAUGCUAGCAAAGUUGAUGCUAGCAAAGCCGAUGCUAGCAAAGUUGAUGCUAAUGCCAAAGCCGAUGUUCCAUCCCCUUAGAUAUGUGAAUUUGGAUAAUGCGCAAUUAGAGUGGUCAACGAACGUUGGUUCGAUCCUUUGUAGACUAUUCUAAGUUCAAUAAGCAAAAUUACAAUAUCAUUUUAUCAAGCAAAAGGCUUUCACAGAAAGUCAUGACAUUUAAAACACUUUCUUUGGUAUUGGUUGCCGUUUCUUUUCAA
Sitodiplosis mosellana (orange wheat blossom midge) is the source of this 1021-nucleotide messenger RNA. RefSeq lists its product as uncharacterized. The record is from RefSeq and is a predicted model, not a curated record. Lineage: Eukaryota; Metazoa; Arthropoda; Insecta; Diptera; Cecidomyiidae. Gene Ontology annotation, molecular function: odorant binding. The transcript has 4 exons. Bases 78 to 842 code for a protein of 254 amino acids.